AUGAUCUGCAAUCGGUGUCGAACAAGCAUUCUCUCCCGGCUGCAGCCAGCAGUCAGGGCUUCAUCUCGCCUGCAACUGCGAAGCUAUAGCGCGCCGCCGACCCCCCGCCAGCCCGUCGUGGGCGGCAUCACGAUCCCCUCGGCGAUUGCCACGCCUGGAGCCUCGCAGCAACCGCCCAGCAGCACGCCCGAGGGAGUCAGCGCCUCCGGUAUCCCCGCGGAGGAAGUCCCAGCAGCCGUGGAGCGUCCCGUGAGCAUCUGUCCGGCAGGGACGAAGCUGAACGGACUCAAUUAUUUCAAAAACAAGCCUGACGUCCUAGCCCUGGAGGAUAGCGAGUACCCGGAGUGGUUGUGGGAAUUGCUCGAUGAUGCUUCUAAGAAAGCGAAGCUUACAGAGGGGGAAAUCGAUCCGAACACACUGAACAAAAAACAACGCAAACGAUACGAGCGCAAACUUGAGGCAAUGAAAUCCGACCUCCCCCCCCCGAUCCCCGUCCAUCACUACGCGACAGACAUCAUUCCCGACCGGACGGCCUCGCCUGUCGCACAGGCGUUCCAGAGCCUCGAGAAGCGCGCCGAGAUCACUAAGGGCGCACGGGCGGCGAGACGGAAGAGUAUCCGUGAGGACAACUUCCUGCGCGGGCUGUAAACUCGUUUUCGUUUUUUCCAGCGCAGCCUUUUGCUCCUCCCCUUUUUCUGCCUCCCCCAUGUA
Molecule: messenger RNA, 711 nt
Organism: Penicilliopsis zonata CBS 506.65
Lineage: Eukaryota; Fungi; Ascomycota; Eurotiomycetes; Eurotiales; Aspergillaceae
Exons: 2
Coding region: 1-648 (215 amino acids)
Cellular component (GO): mitochondrial large ribosomal subunit
Molecular function (GO): structural constituent of ribosome
Source: RefSeq, a predicted model, not a curated record